AUGAGCCAACUAGCCUUCAUAGGAUACGAUGGGGAUUCGUUCCCCUUUCGCUCCCAACCAUUUUCUAAUCUGAAGGCCACUCAAGAAGAGAUUACCAGUAGUACGGACCUUCAAUGGAUAUAUGAUCUCUCUCGUUUUGCAAAAGCUGGCUAUCUACAAUUUACUAUUGUUGUUGCGUCAUUGCUUGUUAUCGUCAGAUACUUGCUUCAUCGCCCAUACCCCAAUGUCACGGGGCCCAAAUGCAAUGCAUAUGCAGUAGUAUCAUGGCCGCUAGAGAUAUGCAGCCAACUCUUGCGAGCUGCCUCCUUGGCGUUCAUGAUCGCUGCCGUCGCUCGGGACGAAGGCAGGUGGGCUGAUGUCACUGCUUUGGCUUACGCCUUCAUCGUCGGUGUUCUGCGCCUAGUUAGCGAUUACGAAUGGAGACAUGUUGCCUUGCACCACACCAAUUUCGUCCUUGCUGGUUCUCUGCUUAUCCUUGCCAUAGGAGAGCUUCUUCCCUACGUUGAUGUAAAUCAUACUGAGGACAAGAGUCCAAUGAUCAUUUGCAGCAUAGCCACCUUGGCUACCGCUGUCUUCAUAGCUCUUGCCACUCGGAGGGAAUGGAAACCACCAUCUUUGGAUCCCACUUUAUCAUCUAAAAAGACUUUGAUGGAAAAGCCCUCACCGGAAGAAACGUGCAGCUGGUUGGAGUAUUACAUAACCUACGAAUGGCUCACGCCGCUUAUGCUAAGGGGCAUGCGUAAACAGGUGACUCUAGAAGAGCUUCCUAGACUCCCAUGGUAUGACGAGCCACUACUACUCCUCUCCAGGAUCCAGGGGGCACGACGGAAAGGCAAGUCAACAUUAUGGACACUGCUAUAUUUCCUACCAACCGAACUUAUCAGUAUGGGUGGUUGGAUUGCCUCAUCUUUUGUGUUGGAGAUGAUAGCUCCUUUUGCCAUGUAUAGACUUCUUGGAUAUCUGUCCCAUCCGGAAGAAUCUUCCUUUCGACCUUGGGCUUGGCUAAUUCUUUUAUUCAUUGGCCCACUGUCACGUUCCGUAUGCUUCCAGCAAUACAUAUUCACUUCGACUCGUCUUAUCGUGCGUGUCAAGGCCGCCCUUACCCAGGAGUUAUACUAUAAAGCAAUGAACUCUAUGGAACUGGAGGACGAAGUAUUCGCUGAAAUUGCGGCUACGGGUAAAGAGAAAAGAGUCGAACAAAACACUACUUCAACGGGACGCCUGGCAAACCUCAUGGGCGCUGAUACGGACGCCAUUACCAGAGGUCGAGACAUCGUUAUAGUUGUCUGUGGAAUAACCUCGGGGUCAAUCGUAUCCCUCAUUGGGCUGUAUAAGUUGCUGGGGUGGUCAGCCCUCGUUGGUAUUGCAAUGAUGUUGAUACUAUCACCGCUUCCGGUUUUAAUCGCCCGCCGCAUGAUAGGUGUCCAGCGUGACAUGAAAAGAAUACAGGACUCGAGAAUGUCGGCUAUCUCAGAGUAUCUCGCUUCAAUUAGGGCGAUCAAAUACUUUGCCUGGGAAGAUGCCAUCAUAGAGAGAGUCAACGAGAUCAGGUCAGGCGAACAAAAGAAGAUUUGGAGUCUGAACAUGCUUUAUAUCAUGCUUGGCCAGCUCACCGAAGCGAUCCCGACUUUGUCCCUAGUCCUCAUCUUCACUUUACAGGUGCUUGUACGCAAAGAACCGCUAACAGCAGAUGUCGCGUUCACGUCGAUAACCUUGGUUAGGAUACUACGCCGAAACCUGUCCAUGGCAUCAACCAUGUCGAGAUCAUUUACUGCCGCGACUGUAUCUAUCAAGCGCCUAGACCGAUACUUCCAAAACACUUCACCCUUGUGUUCGCAUCCAGUUGGCCCACUUUGCAUCAGUAACGCUACGUUCAGACGGAACAAGAAGGCUUCAUUUACUUUGCAAGACAUUUCUAUUAACUUCGUUGAAGGUGGUUUGAAUGUAGUGACGGGCCAAAGUGGGAGUGGCAAGUCAACGCUUCUCAUGUCGAUACUAGGGGAGACAAUUCUCGAGGCGGGCUCGAUUACGUGCCCAAAGGAUAUCGCCUACGCUUCGCAAAGCCCCUGGCUACAAAAUGAAACGAUUCGUGAGAAUAUUCUCUUCAAUAGUCCCUUUGAGCAAGUACGAUAUGAUCGAGUCGUCAAUGCUUGCGGGCUGCCUAUCGAUUUCAAUGAGUUUCCAGAAAGAGACGAAACAGAAGUUGGUGAGAACGGGGCGUCAUUGUCUGGAGGUCAGAAGUCUCGAGUCGCUCUUGCACGCGCUCUAUACUCGAAAGCUUCUUUGAUUCUUCUCGACGAUGUAUUUUCUGCUUUGGAUGCUAAGACAUCGGCAUUGUUAUGGGAGGAAGCAUUCUGCGGAGAUUUGCUCAAAGGAAGGACUGUGGUACUUGUCACCCAGCUGCCGUGGAUUGCACCCCAAGCGGAUCUUAGUAUAACACUGGAAAACGGCUCGGUCAAAGAUGUUCAACAAAACCUUGGCGUAGUCCGAAAAUCUGUCAUGCUGAAUAGGACGCUUGUCGAUGAAGGCAACGUUGAUGUGACAGCAGAAGAGGUCGCGGUGCACACGCUCGAUAUCCAUGGCGCAACGACUAACGGCAGACAUACCAACGGUGAUAUCAAAAGCCCUGAGGAUAAGCGCCGAGACGAGGUCACCCAGGAAGCCCUCAAGACCGGGCCAACUGCCCGUCUCCAAUUUUUCCAAUAUAUGCGGCUCUUUGGCAAUCCAAUAUACGCCAUAGUCGCCAUCACGAUGAGUGUUCUUUCCACUGCAUCGUUUGUCGGCACCGGGCUUUGGAUUGCGGUAUGGGUAGACGCCUACGGGAAGGACGACGCGUACGACAUCGCCUUCUACCUCGGCAUCUAUGCAGCGUGGAGUAUCGCAGAUAUCUUCUUCAGCGGCUUAACUUACAUCGCCUAUGAGAACGGUGGCUGGUUUGCUGCGCGGUCGCUGCACACUACGUUCAUGAAGGCUGUGAUGAGCGUGCCCCUUUCUUGGUACAAAACGACACCGGUGGGCCGAAUCGUGAAUCGGUUUUCUAGGGACAUGGAUUCUAUUGAUACGCAGUUGGCUGGUAUGCUCCGAAUGUGUCUGGAGAUGCUCACACGACUCGGCUUCCAAAUCGUAGCAGUCGGUUCGGUACUUCCAAUCUUCAUGUUUCCCGCAGCAGCUUGUUGCGCUGCUGGGGUUGUCGCAGGGGAGUUAUACACGCGGACUUCCGUGGCUGUGAAGCGGCUUCUGUCGUCCUCGCAGUCGCCCUUGUUCGCUCAAUUUGCUGAUAGUCUAGCUGGUCUUCCUGUCAUCCGUGCUCGCACAAACAUGCCGCAGAUCUUUGGUGACCAGUUGGCAGAUAAGCUGCGGGUAUUCGAGAGGGCCUCUGAAGCUGCUUUCAACUGCAACCGAUGGGUUGCACUCAAAGUCGACAUGAUGACAACGGUUGUUACUGUUGCUGCGGGGGCUAUCGCUGUGUCAAAAGCAGGUCUGGUGGCAGCCGGUCUAGUGGGAUUCUCGUUGACGAACGCAACGACACUCAGCCAACUCAUUAUCUUGCUCGUAAGAUCAGGAAAUGAACUUGAAGUUGAAUUGCAAAGCUUUCACCGAGUUCGAGAAUACGUUGCUGUCGAACCGGAAGAAAAGCCGGACGAGUACAAAAGCUUUGGCGAAUACUCUGACGAUCCUGAGACGGCUGUACCUGAUAACUGGCCAACAAGCGGCGAGGUCGAAUUCUGCAACGUAACUAUCAAGUACGACUUGGACGGCCCGGAGAUCUUGAAGAACAUCAACCUCAAGUUCACGGCUGGUGAGAGAAUUGCUGUAGUCGGACGAACUGGGUCGGGAAAGAGUACUCUGGUCCUCUCUUUACUGCGCUUCACCAACAUCGUGUCGGGCAAGAUCCUCUUCGACGGUGUAGACAUCACAAAAUUUCCACGAAGGAAACUGCGAGAAGCACUUACAAUCAUCCCGCAAGAAGCAGUGCUCUUCAACGGAGACGUACGGUCUAACCUAGACCCGACAGGCAAAAUCCCCGUGGAAACACUCGAGAAGGCUCUCCAGUACUGCAGCGGAAUCGCAUCGUUCCAGUACCACCAGAACGGCGAUCACGCGCAAAAUGGCCACGGACAAGCUAAUGGAAACGGGAUUGCUUACUCGGACGAGCCAGUUACUGCUACUGCUGACCUGGGCAUCACGCUUUCCACUCCCGUGAAACCCAAAGGUGAGAAUUUCUCCCACGGUCAGCGGCAGGUGCUCUCGCUCUGCAGGGCCCUGGUGCGUAAGAGCAAGUUGUUGUUACUUGACGAGGCGACCGCAAGCAUGGACUACGAGACCGACCAAGGCAUUCAGGAGGUCCUGAGGAAAGAGCUAAACGAGCAUGGGAGGGAUAGGACGCUGCUCACCAUCGCCCACCGGCUCAAGACUAUCAUCGACUAUGAUCGUGUAGUAGUCAUGAGCGCCGGCUCAGUCCUGGAAGUCGGAAGCCCAAAGGAGCUUUACGAGGCCAGGGGACAGUUCUACGACAUGAUGAAGCACAGCGGGGAGUUUGAGGAUCUAGAGGGAUUGCUUCAGGAUAAAUAA
Molecule: messenger RNA, 4572 nt
Organism: Hypoxylon fragiforme
Lineage: Eukaryota; Fungi; Ascomycota; Sordariomycetes; Xylariales; Hypoxylaceae
Product: ABC transporter
Exons: 11
Coding region: 1-4572 (1523 amino acids)
Biological process (GO): transmembrane transport
Cellular component (GO): membrane; fungal-type vacuole
Molecular function (GO): ATP hydrolysis activity; ATP binding; ABC-type peptide transporter activity
Source: RefSeq, a predicted model, not a curated record